AUGGCCCUCGGCUCUUCUCUCCUCGCGACCCUUGUCCUUGCCCUCACUGUUGCGGCCAUCCCCCUCGAGGCCCGCAAUGGCAGGGUCACUCUCCCUCUCGCGAAGCGGACGAGCUCGACCGGCGUGGCUAACGUCCUUGCGCGCGACCAGGCCCGCGCACAGUUCCUGAAGAGCCGUGGAAGCAGUGACCUGAAAUCGCGUCAAGAUGUCACAGCGACGAACCAGGCAGAAGACUACGUCGUCACCGUUACAAUUGGCUCAACCGACUACACCCUCAUAGUAGACACCGGCUCCUCCAAUACCUGGGUCGGUGCUGACAAGAAGUUUGUCAAGUCCUCCGGUACCACAUCCACCGGAAACUCUGUGGAGGUCAGCUACGGCUCUGGCGAGUUCGAGGGCACCGAGUAUACUGGCGACAUCACCAUAGGCGGUAGCUUGACUGUCACCGACCAGUCCUUCGGUGUCGCAUCCUCCUCCGAAGGGUUCGAUGGUGUCGAUGGCAUCAUUGGUAUUGGCCCGGAGGAUCUUACAGAGGACACUGUUUCCAACACUAACGAGGUCCCGACCGUGACUCAGAACCUAUACACGCAGGGUACCAUCGCCGAGGAGCUCGUCUCUGUCUUCUUCGCUCCCACCACCUCUGAAAGUGAUGCCAAUGGUGAGCUCACCUUCGGCGGCACCGAUGCAUCCAAGUAUACCGGCGCCAUCACCUACACCCCCCUUACCACCACCUCCCCGGCCAGUUACUAUUGGGGUAUCAAUGAGGAGAUCACUUAUGGCAGCGACACCACGAUCCUGUCUGAGACUGCUGGUAUUGUUGACACUGGUACCACCCUCGUCUUGAUCGCCAGCAAUGCUUACAGCAAAUACCAGUCGGCGACUGGCGCUACUGAGGAUGAGGACACCGGUCUGCUUCGUCUUUCGACAUCUGAGUACGACAACCUUGAGAGCCUGUACUUCAACAUUGGCGGCUCGAGCCUCGAGUUCACUGCUAACGCUCAGAUCUGGCCCCGCUCCCUCAACAGCGCCAUCGGGGGUAGCAGUGACUACGUCUACCUCAUCGUCAACAACAUCGGCACCCCGAGCGGUGAGGGUCUCGACUUCAUCAAUGGCUACACCUUCCUCGAGCGUUACUACUCUGUCUUCGACACUGGCAACUCCCAAGUUGGUUUCGCCGAGACUGCGUACACCUACGCCACCACCAAUUGA
Messenger RNA from Fibroporia radiculosa, 1209 nucleotides. RefSeq lists its product as uncharacterized. Gene Ontology annotation, biological process: proteolysis. Lineage: Eukaryota; Fungi; Basidiomycota; Agaricomycetes; Polyporales; Fibroporiaceae. Bases 1 to 1209 code for a protein of 402 amino acids. Gene Ontology annotation, molecular function: aspartic-type endopeptidase activity. The transcript is spliced from 10 exons. The record is from RefSeq and is a predicted model, not a curated record.